GUAACCAAAGGCGGAUGUUUUCCCGAUUUAGCAUAUUCGUCCGCUUUCGUGUGCUUGUCCUUGUACUCGAGGCUCCGUUUGGUACUCUUCUCUUUCUUUUCUUUACCCCUUCCUCGGAAUCCUAGAUCCCAUCAUCAUCCACACAAAAUCCGGAUUGCGUUUCUCUCCCCGUACAUCCACCGUCCAACGAUCUCCGUCAAGAAAAAAACGAAAUCGACCGGACCGUCUUUGAUUUCUCUCACGAACCAGUCAUGGCGACCCCUGAGGUUUUGCAGAGAGAACAAGAACUGCACCCGUCGUUUCCCCUCUUUGACCAUCCGAAAAGAGAGAAUGCAAAAUCCCGAGGCCUGGCGAUCGAGAAGAAGAUAGAGUUCCUCGAGAGCUUGGCCGGAAACGUUAGCAACCGAAGAUCGCGACGUUGGGUGAAUGACAGGUUGUUGAUGGAACUUGUUCCUCGUCUACACGCAGAAGAGAUUAGAGGCUUGUUUGCGCCACCACCUUGGGGUGAGGAAGUUCCGCUGUCAGCAUUUUGCAUGACAAGUAAGGGCGAGUGGGACAAAUUUAGGCAUAUUGACAUGGACAAAGAGUCAACCAUCAUUGAAGCCCUCAAGAGCUCUUCAUCAAAAAGGAAAGGCCGCGUGGAUGCUGACAAGACGGCUGUACUGAAUGCAUGGCAUCGAGUAGAUUGCCGAACUAGAGAGGCACUUCGCCGUAGCUUUCCUUCAGAUGUUGUCACUGGAUACGAGGAAUGCAUACGGGCCUUUAUCGAGGAGAGUGGAGAUGGAGAUGUGCUUAUGCUGCGUGUUCAAGAUCCUUUUCACAGGCUGUUGCUGCAUGGCGUCUCUGAGUUCUACGACUUGGUCUCAGUGACGGAGAUGCAGUUGGAGGGUACAGAGUCCUUGAAAACCACAAGGGUCAAGAAGAAGAAAGCAAGUUCUGUUGAGCUCCCAAACAUUACCCUUUGCCAGUUCCUGAAAAUGGCAAAGGAAGGGAUAUGGUAAUUUCAAGGGCCAGGAAUCCAAUCUCAAUUCCUAUGGCCAGGAAUCCAAGUCAUGUAAUAUGAUCUGAAUCCUCUGCAUCAACUCAUUUUGAUGCAUGGAAAUGUAAUAAAGUUAGUUCUUAGUCUUAGGACUUGUAUUGUAACUUAGAUUGAUGUUCCUCUUUUAUUUACCUUUGGAAUCGAUGUCCCCAAAUGUUGUGUAUAAAUCGUGUUGAUUAUGACGUAAUAAAUUCUAAAUUUGAUUA
Messenger RNA from Rhododendron vialii, 1245 nucleotides. RefSeq lists its product as uncharacterized. Bases 252 to 1001 code for a protein of 249 amino acids. The record is from RefSeq and is a predicted model, not a curated record. The transcript has 7 exons. Gene Ontology annotation, molecular function: nucleic acid binding. Lineage: Eukaryota; Viridiplantae; Streptophyta; Magnoliopsida; Ericales; Ericaceae.